This is a messenger RNA of Neurospora crassa OR74A, 2955 nucleotides long. RefSeq lists its product as hypothetical. The record is from RefSeq and is a predicted model, not a curated record. The coding region runs from base 144 to 2618 and encodes 824 amino acids. NCBI's taxonomy places the organism in Eukaryota, Fungi, Ascomycota, Sordariomycetes, Sordariales, Sordariaceae. The transcript has a single exon.
CAGGACAUUGGCUGCAAGUUGGCGCCCAACCGCCACGACAACAACAACAACAACAACACCACAAGCCCAUUCACAUCAGUAAUUCAACAAUACCUCAAGAGUAUCUCAUACAAGCCCUGGCACAAUCUCAACGUCGCCUAGAUAUGGAGGACCCAACAGAUUUGGGCCUGGGUUACCCGGAUCCCAAGAACGGACACGAUCACCCCCCGCGCCCGCACCUCUGCUCAGCAUGCAGCCAGAUCGACUUCAAAGCUCUUUUCGCCAGUCACGAACGUCCUUAUAUCGAUAAUAUCUCACACAUAGAGAGAUGCAAGUGUUACCAGAUAUUCUAUGCCCGCCAAAAGCAUGGCUGGCCUGGCCCCAAGUCGACAAAUGGAUCCGACCCACCGUGUUGCUUCUGCAAAUUCUACAACGAGUGCCAAAUUCGAUCCAGAGACAUCGCCCCAAGAAGCGAGAAUGUAUUCCGCCCCAAUUCUCCAUACGAACUUAUCUUGGAGAAUUUCCAUUCCUUAGCUGGCUUCCCGAUCAAGCAUCGAGGGUGUGAGGACGGAAAUUGCAUCCAGCAUUCUGUGCAAGACGUUUGUGCACUGCAAUUUGUGGUUAGACGCAUGAGACCUAUAGAGUGGUGGGGGUACGAUGACAGAAUAUUUCAUGCUGCAGACAAUGCAAUUCUGCGGGUGGUUGAUGGUCCAAAGUUUCCAGGAUUGACCAGGAAAAGAGCCGCUGGGGGCGGGUUACUUGCUAGAAGGAUCAUUCCCCAUCAAGUCAACUACAACGUCAUUGGGGAGUGGUUGAGCCUUUGUCACUCGGAUCAUAUUCAUUGCGAUGGCGAUGGUGAUGAUGCCGAUGUUGUCACGAUCCCGGGGUUUCAGGUCAUUGAUUGCACGACAACCAAGAUCGUGUCCGCUGUUGACCUUCUGGCCGGUGGUGGAGAGCCAGGCCGGGUUGAAUAUGUCACGCUCAGUUAUGUCUGGGGUCAGGCUGGCGAGGCUGGAUCCCAUGGGCCGGUCUUACGGGAAGAUGCGGUCACUUUACCAGACGACUUACCCCUGGUCAUCAGCGAUACAGUUGAGGUCGUCAAGAGGCUAGGAUACAGAUACCUGUGGAUCGACCGGUAUUGUAUUCCCCAAAAUGACUCACCAGUCAAACACCUCCAGAUCCGGAAGAUGGACAGGAUAUACUCCUGUUCUGUCUUGACCAUAAUUGCGGCAGCCGGAGACGGGCCAGAGUACGGACUUCCGGGCGUUAGCUCACGCCAUCGUACAGAACAACUCAGUGUGCAAGUGACCGAAGAAAUAUCCCUGGUUUUUUACGGAAAGCCCAGAGCUUUGGUUGCUGCAUCAAAGUGGAAUACGCGUGGUUGGACCUACCAAGAGGGGCUAUUGUCGAAGCGCCGACUUGUCUUUACAGACGAAUUGACCUACUUCCAAUGCUAUGAGAUGCAUGGCGAUGAAGUUCUAUCGCUACCUCUUCCUCGUAGGUUCAGUCCUUCUUGCGAAUAUGAUGAGAAUGAUCAAUAUGAUGAUUCUGAACAUAUUUCAUUCGAGGACUACGAAACAGACUUUCGCUGUAUUUUCCCACGGCGAAUUGCCGUUUGGUCAAAUCCCAGGACAGCCUGGAAUAUAAUCGAGCAGUUUGCGCAAAGGCAGCUUGCCUUUGACGAAGAUACUUUGGAUGCCAUUGCUGGCGUUUUUGGAAGGUACUUGAGCUUCAAUACCUCGAAAACAACAGAGGACAGGAUUUCAUUCUUGUGCGGCCUACCUGUUAUUCCUUUUGCGCGAGGAGGUCAAAAUAACGGUCGUCCUUCCACAAUGCCAACCGCUUCAAUGCAAGAAUUUUGGGCGGGAGGUCCUCGGUUGCGUGGUGCAGAGUCCCCAGUUGACGAGCUUACAUGUCGAUUGGUGCAUAGUCUCCUAUGGUUUGACGUUUGGGAGUCGUUAGAGUUCGGAACCAUGGGCAUGCCCACAGAUCGGGAAAGACAUCUCCGAAGGCCAGGAUUUCCAAGUUGGACAUGGGCUGGUUGGAAGGGCUGCACGAUAGAACUUGGAAAGGGGUAUAACAAACCUAGAGUCUUCGACUGCUGCACCACAGUGCACGUAGAAUAUGAAGACGAAGCAGGUCUUUUACAGAGGCUCGACUGGGUGAAAGACAACGAAAAGAUCCACAAUCUGUCACAUCAAGAGAACAAGUUCCCGCCGUACUUGUUGAUCAAAGGAACAGUCAUGGAUAUGAAGAUGAAGUGGCACGUAUCUGGGAACAGCUACCGGAAACUGGGAGGAUACUGGAUUGUUACAUCACCCCCCUUCUUGAAAGGGGAGACAUUCGAUGCUCCCCAAUGUCUUUUUGAGGACACCGAACCAAAAGGCGGAGAUGACGGGGCCUCCACUUACCUCACGCGCAAAGAAGAAGUCAAUGUUCAUGGUAUGAUAAUGACAUCAGAAAUUGGGAUAGAUACGUACGAAAUCUUCGUUAUGAUGUUGAGGCCAGUGACAAGGCUUUUGAAUGGACAACCAGAAACGAUGUAUGAACGAGCACACCUACAACACUUCUCCGUCCGCCACGAUUACGAUAGGCCAUCGCCGGGUAUCUUUAGGGAGUCUAUUGUGCGACUAUGCUGAGAAAAGGGGUCAUCUCGGGACUCGGCCGAAGUGAAUUCAAUGACGGGGGAAAUGCUAAAUUGAUUGCUCGGAAGGUCAUGGAGGAAUGAGCCGCCAGCCCAGGUCUAGAUACCUUCUACUACUAGAGCAAGAAAUCGGUGUGGAAUGCGCCUUUCACCCGUCUCUGGACACCACCAACUUGCCGCUGAAUUCACUGUACUCGUGGCCUCCCGCCGGCGCUGACUUCAUGACGGGCUUGGCCAAUUCAACCUUUCCUCUCCCCAAGUUGUCUUCAAAUAUGUUGGGCCCACUAAAUUGUAGUACUUCGUGCCUCCUUGUCAUUUAUUUAUAUGUCUAG